Manis pentadactyla (Chinese pangolin) is the source of this 3268-nucleotide messenger RNA. RefSeq names its product axonemal dynein light chain domain containing 1 (gene AXDND1). The record is from RefSeq and is a predicted model, not a curated record. Bases 119 to 3268 code for a protein of 1049 amino acids. The transcript is spliced from 24 exons. Lineage: Eukaryota; Metazoa; Chordata; Mammalia; Pholidota; Manidae.
UUGUCUGAAGGACAGUGUGGCAGCCCUGCCAAUCCCAACCCGCUGCUGAUUUGUUUCUAGGUUAGCUUUUUGGAGGGGUACUUCAAACUACUAAAGAGAGUAAUAGGCAUCGUGUAUUAUGUCUUUCCCGAAAAUACCCCCUACGUCGCUGAACUCCACGCCUACACCUGAGGGCAAAAAAUCAAAAGUCUCCGCAUCCAAAGAAGAGACAGGUCUUCCUGAGCUAAGGGAGAAAAAAAAUAUGGUGGAUCAUUCCAAAUCCCUUCCUACUUCCCUUCAGAAUGAAUUUAUCCCUAAAGAAGUUUUUCUUUCUUUGAGCUGUGCAGCCAAUGCUGGUCCUUGUCCUGAAAAUUUACUGCCUCCCAAGAAAAUUAAAACCCCAAAGGGAACUCUUCCACGCCUUGUUGACCAUGUCUGGCAUCACCCUGUUCGAAGGAGUAAGUUCAAAUACCUGAUUGACCAUCCUGUUUCCCUAACAGGAGCUGGAAGGGAUGUUUCUUUCCUGUAUGAUGUGAAAUAUGUUAAAGGAGAGACUCGGGAAAAUACAGUUUGUCCCCCACCUUUGGACCAUUCAUUACAGUCACAUGAUGAUGUCAUUGUGACUCAUAAGCCAAAGAAACUAACAGAUACUUUGAUUCCUGAAGAAUUUCAUAUUGUGUCAAAUACAGGAGUUUCAGGUUUGGAGUGUUACGAUGACAAAUAUACUACUCUUCUCACAGAUAGUGAAAACAGGCUAUUGCUCUUCCCAUCCAUGAAACCUAAUAAAAGAGUAGAAGUGGUCCAGCUGAAUGAUGUGAUGGAUACUAUGCUAGAGAGGGCUGGUGUGGAAAAUGAAGAAUAUGCGGGGCCAACCCAGAUGCACAAACUACUACAUAUGUUGAAGAAGGAACAGACCAUUUACAAUACAGUGUUGCAUGAACUUAUUCGACAAGUCAGUGUGGACUGUGCAGAUAGAGGAGAACUACUGUCUAAAAUCAGAGAGCGGUAUGUGCAAAUGCUUGACCAAAUCGCCCGGCAAAUGAUUGACUUCUAUAAAGACUUGGUAACUCAGCGAGUGCUGGACCAGCGCAUUUUAGAAGAAUUGUACAAUUUUAAGAAUGUUAUUGAGGAACUGACCAGGGAGCUGUGUCUGGUUCGGGCACAUGAUAUGAAAUUAACAAUAGAAGCAGAGAAGGCACACAAGGAUUUGGCUCAAGCUCUCUUAGAUGCUGAAAAGAAUGCCAAAAUUGUAGAAGAAUACCAUGACUUAUAUACAUUUCAAAGAGGAAGGAUGGAAAAUGAUAUUAAACAGUUAAUGGUAGAAAGAGAUAUCUGGAGCUCAGCUGCAUAUGAGUUGGCUCUAAAGGUAAUUGAAAGAAAUAGAAUCAUAUUAGCUAAAAGACUUUACCUCAGUGAAAAAGGCUGGAAUAAAUAUGCUCAGCAUUUCAUCAUACUGCUGUCGGCCAAGGACACAGCAGACCUUGCACAGCUGCAAAAGUUGACCCAGAAAUGGAGAACCUUAAUGAAUACAUUUAAACAGGAAGUGGAACAAAGUGAAGAAUCAACAAGGGAGAAACUGCAAAUUGUUAAGGAUGGCCUUAUCAAAUGGCAGCAGUUCUUCAGAAAUAAUAAUGAAAAGGACAUUUUAUCCUCUAAUAAAGGAAAUAGCCUCGAAUCAGUUCUUCUAGACUUAAAGCAGUGGCAAAAGCUGCUGAAGGACGAUAAAGAGAAGUUUACUGGAGAUCAUCUAGUGUCCAAAUAUAAUUCUCUCAAGAUUAUUAAACAUUUACAGGAAAGCUGGAUAGAUAUUGGGCUUGGGAUAUUUGAUUGCCAUAAAAGUAUUAAGGGGGAGAUUCCACCCGAGCAGCAGCACAUGGAGGAAACUGUGAAAAGCAUAGGAAGACUCUACAAAGAAUUUGAAAUAAGAAUAAAUGGGGAUAAUGGUAUUCCUAAAGUUCUUGCAGGUUUGAUUAGUUCUCUUGACUUCUGUUCUUUCAAGUUGGAAAGCCUCCUGGCGUUACCUGAAAUGAUUCUUGAAGAAUGGUCAGAACUUAGUGAAAAAUUUAAUGAAAUGAAAUCUCAGUUGGAUGCACUGUUAAACAUUAUUGGCCCUGUUCCGCAGGACACGGACAUGGAUUCUGGCUCGGUACUCCAAGCACGUAUAUUUAACAUGAUUCAGCAGUGGCUUUUGAAGAUAGGCAAUGAGAUUAACAAUGGUAACACUGAACUUCAGCAUCAAAUGGAUGAAUUGCAUACAUCUAUGGUCCAGUGGAUGGUAAAUUUGCUGAUUUUAAUGAUACCUGACUUUACUGAUCAAGACACUCUCCCAGCAUUGGAGGAGGAAAGCGCUAAGAAACAUGAUAUAGGAGUUGGAGAGUUAGAACUAGAGGCAACUGCACUGGCAAGAAAGUUGUCCCAAUACACCAGCUAUUUGAGAAGUUGUUGCAAAGGGAUGGUAACAGCUAUGGCUCUGAAUAAGGCAGGCCACUUAGAAAAACAUCCUACGAAGGAACUUUGUGAUCUGGAUAAGAUGAAGAGAGAAUGUUAUGAGUGGAUCACCACAUGCUCUUACCUCCUUUCUGGGAUGAAGGGCAGAGAAAUAAAGUUACUGACACAAAAAGAAGAAGAGCAACUAUUUGGAGAGGAGAACAUUGUAAAAGAAUUUAUUCAACCUGAAACAGACAAGUCUUCUAAAGAGGAUGAAGAAGAAAGUAAGGAGGAUGAGAAACAUGAGGAGGAAAAGGAAGAAGAGAAAGCAGAAGAGAAACCUUUGGCAUCUGCAGAGGAAGAAAAGCUCAUUCGAUUCAUUGGAAAAGAUGAAAAUGUUCAUUCCAAACCUCUCUUUGGAACAGAUUUGUUGUCUUCCUGGAGAGAAUCAGCUAAUCAAGGUACACUGGCCCCAAAGUAUCUUGAAGCAAUGGCCAUAAUUGAAUGCAUGCAGGAAAAGUUAAUGGAGGUUGAAAGCAGAGCCAGAGAAGCAGAGGAGAAGUUUGAGGAUGUAAAUGAGAAACUUCAUUACACCCUUAUAAGAAAUAAAGAACUAGAGGAAACACUGAUGAAGUUUAGAGAGAAGGAGCCUGAAGAAGAAGAAGAAGAAAAAGGCGGAGAAAGAGGAGAAGAAGAAGAUGACAAAGAAGAGGAAGAAGAAGAAACCAGGCCAGUAGAAAGUUCUUCAAAAUCUCUAAAGAAAGGUGAGGCUUGCUUUCUCACUGUGCUUUAUUUAGGUUGUAUUUAUGAAGAAAAACUUGAUUGGGUCACAAAUACUUUAGAAGAGUAUCAAUACGUUUAG